This is a messenger RNA of Spirodela intermedia, 312 nucleotides long. Lineage: Eukaryota; Viridiplantae; Streptophyta; Magnoliopsida; Alismatales; Araceae. The record is from the annotation of a GenBank genome assembly.
AUGUCUGGCCGUGGAAAGGGAGGAAAGGGGCUGGGGAAGGGCGGCGCCAAGCGUCACCGCAAGGUGCUCAGAGAUAACAUCCAGGGGAUCACCAAGCCGGCGAUCCGCCGCCUGGCUCGGCGCGGCGGAGUUAAGCGCAUCAGCGGCCUGAUCUACGAGGAGACGAGGGGCGUCCUCAAGAUUUUCCUUGAGAACGUCAUCCGCGACGCGGUCACCUACACCGAGCACGCUCGCCGGAAGACCGUCACCGCCAUGGACGUCGUCUACGCCCUCAAGCGCCAGGGCCGCACGCUCUACGGCUUCGGGGGGUGA